Messenger RNA from Hevea brasiliensis (rubber tree), 2298 nucleotides. Its product is annotated as protein GAMETE EXPRESSED 1. Bases 359 to 2143 code for a protein of 594 amino acids. The transcript has 7 exons. Lineage: Eukaryota; Viridiplantae; Streptophyta; Magnoliopsida; Malpighiales; Euphorbiaceae. The record is from RefSeq and is a predicted model, not a curated record.
CCACCCCUAGCCCCUUGUCUCCGCCACUGUAGGGAAGGAAGGCGCAGAAAUCCCUGCAAUAAAGGCAAAGAAAGGCAAGAAAAGUGAGAAACACUGAAGGCCAUGAAAAUCUCAGGAAAACAAGAUAUUAUAAGAAAGAAACGGCUGAAAAAAAACAAAUUCAAGGGGUACUUGAAUCUGACGUGAAGCGAUUUAUGUGAAAAAGAUCCUCCCCUGUUUUCCAAGAGUCAUGUCUGUUCAGUGCUCCACAUUCAUAUAUAUAUACACAAAGGUAAUGGUAACUACAGGCCACAAUAUCCACAGGAAGUCUGAAUUCAGAAACUCCAAAUCACAGGCUUGGGUUUAGGAGAAACUGAAAAUGGGCCGUCAUCUUCUUCUUCUUCUCUUUCUGCUUGUUUCAAUGUCAGUAAGGUGCCAUUCAUGGGGUUGGUUCUCUUCUUCAAAAGAGACUGAUGGCUCAGCCGAUAACCCUUCUCAGAGAAGAAGAGAUCUUUCCACUGGUUCUGUUCCAGAAUUUUCAAUGGAUGGCUUUAGAGAUGAGAAGGGAGUGAGGCUGGUUGAAAGUGCCAAAAAUAAACUGGCAGGCUCAAAUUCUUGUUGGCAAAAUGCUUAUCAACAGCUCUUUGCCGGCUGCUCACAGAUUCUUGCCGUCGAAGAGAAGCGGUCAAGAUUUGCUUGGCAUCUUAGUGAUUGCUUCCAAAGGGACUCCGGCAGACCGCCUUUUCCUUACUGUGACGCAAAAUCUGCCAUGGUUAAUUGUCUCAAGAAGUUAAAUGAACACGAGCAUCAGAUUUUUCUUGAAUUCUUACUUGAAACCAACUCCAUUUGCUAUCAGUUACAGGCCCAUUCCUUCAAGCAUAAAAUGGAGGGACUAGUGAAUGAUCUUAAAAAUUCUGCAGAAUACACCACAGACCAACUAGAUAUCAUACAAGAGAGAACACAAUCCCUAUCAAAGAGCUCAAAUCAAAUUCAUGAGACCUUGAGCUCCAUUGAUUUUCGUGUUCAAAAUGUAGCUCAAACAUCGAAGGAUGUGAAGGAUCACAUGGAUGUUUUAUCUCAGCAUUCAGAAGCUGUUUAUAGGCAAUCUAGAGAAAUAGCAGAUUCUCAAUCCCAACUGCGAGAAGAACAGGCAAGAAUGAAUGACAGGUUGAAGGAAGGGAUGGCAAACAUUUAUGACGCUUACACCCAUUUGGGCCAACAAGUGGAAAAUAUGAGGAAUGAGGCUGCUGAAAUAGAGAAGCAGAUUGAUAAAGUUGGAGAAACAAUGUCCUCAAGGAUGCAAAAUUUGCAGAGUACAGCUGAUGACAUCGAGGAUAAAGCAGGGAAAUCCUUGGACAAGCAACAUCAACUUUUAGAUGGGCAAUCCUCUGCACUCAAGGGUCUUCAACUCCUAACUGAAUUCCAAUCAGAAGCACUAGAAGAAAGCAGGAGCACUCUUGAGAGAUUAGCAGAAUAUGGCCGUAAACAGCAGGAAGAGCUUCUCCAGCGGCAAGAACUGCUUCAACAAGUUCAUGACAACUUGAUUGAAAAUUCAAAGUCAAUAUUGACAGCUCAGGAAGCUUUUGAAUCAAAACAAGCAAGCAUGUUCAUAGCCCUGGAUAAACUGUUUGCUCUGCAUAAUGCUAUGUUACUUGAAUCGCGAAUAAUUAAAGCUUUCUUCAUCUACACCAUGUCAAUCUUUAUCAUUUACAUGUUCACUAGCACAAAACAAACAUAUACUGUAAGAGCCAGGCUAUACAUCGGUCUCUGUGCUACAUUCUUGAUAGAAGUUGCGAUUCUUCGAUUGACAACAAAUACUAUUGAACAGCGAACAUGGCUAAUUAACUUGGUCAGGUCGCUCUAUGUGCUUCUCUCAUCCAUUCAGUUUCUACAUGCCAUUUACACAUACAGGGACUAUGAAGUUCUGAAUCAUCAGAUGAUACGAACAUUAAUUGACAAGGUUAAUGACAUGCAAAUAAAUAAAGAGGAUUCAUGGGAAACAGACAGUGAUGUCGACUGGCCUUCAUGGGUUAAAACUGAGUUACCAGUCGAAGUUGAUAAGUUGGAAGACCCUGACUACAUUAUUCCUGAAGAAGUUGGAGAGAACUCAAUUUCAACUUCCAUAACAAGAAAAUAUAAUCUCCGCUCACGCAACCGUUGCUGAAAAUUUCUUGAUCCUGAUACAUCUAUUGUCAGAUGUAUUAAUUCAGUAAACAUUCAUUUGAUUUUGCUUGUAACAGAAUAUUGUCUGGGGUAUGGUCCCUAAAAUUAUGAACAAAUAGAUUUCUGUUUUAUAAAAAGGGAGGGUCGAUUUAUUUA